CCUAGACUCAAUAUACGACUGACUCAUUAGUCAUUAUACAGUGCUUGACUUCUAUCACAGUACAAAUAGAGUCAACCUUGUGAGAGAAGGACCGAUUUGCAUCGCACUCACCUAUCACAUAUACCGUUACAGUAUAUUUCCGUUCACAGGUUUCCACACAAGUACACAAAUUACCUCCAGUUUUAGGCAUAAUGCAUCCUUUGAUGGAAUAUUUAUCUAAAAAGAACAAUAACACAAAUGGCGAGUAUGAAGAGGAAGCUAGCUCAAAUGAAGAAGAAACUGCAAAAUCGAGCAUCUUACCUACUUUACCAGAAGUUUGUAUAACCAGAGUAACAACUGUUCAUAACAAUUGCCUCAAGGGAAUGUAUGAGCUAAAAAAAAUGGAGUACGAAUCCAGAUAUGGUUCUGUUCAAGAGUUGACCCUUGUCCACUCAACCAGUGCUCUAAAUGUACCUUCAAUCAUUAAAAACAACUUAGACUGGCGACGUGUUAAGAGAAACAGAUUUGGGAAAGGAGUUAGCUUCUCUGGGAAUGCUGAAUACGCCAACCACUAUUCCAAGCGCUCCAAUGGUGAACAAAGAGCGUUUAUCAUAGCAAAAGUGCUGGUAUCAAGAGAAGUCUGGGGACAUCCCUCUAUAAAGAUUCCUCCGAAUAAUGUGGACACUACAAUCUCAAACAAUAGGAAGGUGUAUGUUAAGUAUUGUGAUAAUGAGUUUUUGAUUGAAUAUAUCGUCUACUACAAUCGUCCAGUUAAGCCCCCUUCAUGGAAGACUGAUGCUGAAGAGAGUCUUGCUCACUUAUUAAAUUUGUUGAGUUCCCUGGAUAAUCCUCCAACAUAGGGAUUAGCUCUAAACAAUAGGUUUGCAUUCGUGAUAGAAAUAUGUUAUCAGAAUGAGUCAAAAUUUGUGUUUUAAAGGUUUAUAAACAUCAAUAAGGCCUUUGUAAGAAGAUGAAUACAGUAACUAGCCUACAUACUGCAUUUUGAGUUGUGAAUUUUAAGCAAAUAUUUUGCCACACUUAAUAAUAGUCUAAAAGUAAUCAGGUAACUAUACUAGACUAUAAGAUUUAAAUAUUAUAAGUGUUGUAUGUUUUGUAUCCUUAAGAUAAAUAAAGUUGAAUAUGAACUAAA
This is a messenger RNA of Macrosteles quadrilineatus (aster leafhopper), 1129 nucleotides long. RefSeq lists its product as uncharacterized. The record is from RefSeq and is a predicted model, not a curated record. The coding region runs from base 192 to 839 and encodes 215 amino acids. Gene Ontology annotation, molecular function: NAD+ poly-ADP-ribosyltransferase activity. NCBI's taxonomy places the organism in Eukaryota, Metazoa, Arthropoda, Insecta, Hemiptera, Cicadellidae. The transcript has 5 exons.